GAGUAAUCGAUUAUCGAGGUACCGACUGAUAGCAGACGAUUGUUUGCAAUCGACGGUGACAUCGAAUCGAUGACAUUAGUAAAGAGAAUGAGUUCAAAAGUUGCAAUUAGUUUAGAAAAUAUAUACCCGAAGUGCAUAGUGAGAAUGCUGAUGUGCAGCUGAUUAGAUAGUUUAAUAUGUGCACCGAAAAAAAGAUGCCCCUUCGGAUUUUUUGCACUAGUCGAAAAUGGUUGUCAGCGGUAAUCACAAGUUAACCUCAAUUGUACGGUUUAUUAAAUAGAGAAAAACAAAAUUAAGUGCCAUAGGGUGGAGAUAAUCACACGGAAUUUGCUAACCGCCAUGGAGAAAUCAUCUAGAUUUGGUUCCGAGUACAUUCCUCUUGUCAGCGAAACAUCUACAAGGUUACGUUUGCUGAUACCUUUUUCGAAGAUCGCCUGGUUCACCGUCUCCCUUCCGUUCUUAGGUUUCGCCUUCUGUGUCUGCUGGUCUGUGCUGUACAAUUUCAAAGAAGCUACUUUCACACACUGCGAGGUGUACAAUUUUCUUCCAUCAAUUUCUGCCGCCAUUGGACACUACAAGCCUCAAAGCGACGUCUGGAAGGCGGCAAUUGCCAUCCAAGCACACACCAGGGUACUCGUUCUGAUUAUGUACUAUCGACACUAUAAGGAAACGGUAUAUAAGUGGGCGCAGUUUGUUGCUCAUAUAGCUCUGGCUGCUUAUGCGAUCGAAAACACUGCCUUAGUUACCUUAAGUUUUUGGUCUUCGCAUGACAAUUAUGCUCUUCACAAGUUAUCGUUCAUCACCUUCUUGAUAAUGUCUUUGUUGCACAUGAGCCUGUCGUGCAUGAUAACGAGGAGUUGUAGAAGCCCAGCUAAAGAUGCGGUUGAAGCAAGUUCAUUCAAAUGGAAAUGGCGUAUGCUGUUCGCUAAUGUGUCUUCGAUACUAUUGGCAUGCUAUUUUUUCUACAGGCACAAUAAAUACUGCGAGGCGAACGUGUACUCUCUCUUUGCCAUGUCAGAGUAUAUGGUUGUUCUGACCAACAUGGGAUUUCACAUGACUGCGGCUUGGGAUUUCGCAGGAAGGAAAUUUUUAGUAUCUUUAAAGGGACUGAGAAUAAUCUGAUUAUCCAUACGAUCAUCCAUAUGAUAUAUUUAUUACAUAACAUUUAUUUAUAUACAUAUAUUGUACAUUUAUGUACAGAUAUCGAGAUUCUCAUGCAGAUUUGGACAUUAAAUGUACAGACUCCUUUUUAUACGUAUUUUUAGAUAUCUUGUAAUUUUAUAAGACUCUGCCAUUCAAUGUCCACUUUGAUGCGAAAACUCCCGGAUAUUUUUCAUAAUACCACAUUUAUCUAUAUUUCAUUAUACUGUAUUAUGUAACGUUAGAUAUGGAUGACACUUUUAGAUUUUACAAAAUAGCAUCUCGAAGUUAGCUAUAACCAAGUUGUUAUUUCCAAAGCUAGGAUAUAAAAGUGUAUAAAUACUUAUACUGUUUAUUGUAUCAUACUGUAAAUUAGUCUUCUGAUAUCAGAUGAGGUUUCACGGUUUGUAUUGUUAUUAUCAUUACCGAUGAUAAAUAGAUGGAUUUUACGUCAAAGAUCACUUUGUUUUUCAAUAAUUCUUAGGUCUCUAAUGCAACAUUUGACGUUUUCUCAGUGGACACGAGUAAGUUCCGGUGAGAUUCUUUGGCAAAGAAUUAUUAUCUCUUUGGAUGCGCGUAUAAUA
This is a messenger RNA of Neodiprion fabricii, 1724 nucleotides long. It is a transcript of the gene PGAP2, whose product is annotated as post-GPI attachment to proteins factor 2. Lineage: Eukaryota; Metazoa; Arthropoda; Insecta; Hymenoptera; Diprionidae. Gene Ontology annotation, biological process: GPI anchor biosynthetic process. The record is from RefSeq and is a predicted model, not a curated record. Gene Ontology annotation, cellular component: endoplasmic reticulum membrane; Golgi membrane. The transcript has 4 exons. Bases 340 to 1122 code for a protein of 260 amino acids.